Molecule: messenger RNA, 2232 nt
Organism: Paramecium sonneborni
Lineage: Eukaryota; Ciliophora; Oligohymenophorea; Peniculida; Parameciidae
Source: the annotation of a GenBank genome assembly
AUGUUUUUCUCACUUUCAUCUAUACGAAAGCCUAAACAAGAAUUCAAUUUAUUACAUUUGGAAACUCAAGAAUACUACUUUCUAUCCCUCAAAGUUUCACUCCAUAAUAACAAUGAGUAACAAUCUUGAAAUAGCAAUAGAAUUCGUGGCAAAUUACACAUUUGUUCCCGUUCUUUAGUAUUUCAACCAAAUCAACCAAAAUUGCCAAUGAUAAAAAUGAAAUAUUCAAAUAACCUUAUUAUGAAGAUUUUACGUAACAUUGAUACAAAAACAAUGAAUUAAAUUAUGUAAAUAAAAUGGACUCCUUCUUUAUUAAUGGAAGAUAUUGAUACUUUAGAUAUUAACUAAUUGUAUUAGCAUUUCAAAAGAGAUAAAAAUAAUGAAUUAUUAGAUCGACUAUAUAAAGUUCAAUCUAGAACUGCCAAUUAACAAUUUACUAUCAUGUUUCUAAGAGUAGAUAAACUGUUUGUUAUUAAUAGAAAUCCAAUCAGUCCCUACAUUACUGAAACUGUAAGUUAAUUUCAUUAUCAUAUAGUCUGAUGAGAAUAUUGUGUUUUCAAUUUCAUAGUCAAAUUCAAAAUAAAAUAUUAUCAGAUUUCUUAAACUUUAUUAAGGUCUUACUUAAGCUGAAGAUGAGAACUCAUUCAUUGGUACAAUUAUUAAUACAACUUUAAAUGAAGCUAUGAAUGAACAUAGAGCAUAAUCAUCUUAAUAAGGACUUAAAAUUGAAAUUGCUGUUAAAUGUAAAUUAAUUAGACCAGAAGGAAACAUAUAUGGAUUAUUUUCUAUUUAAAGAGAUGAAGGUAUCAAAUAUAUUCCAUUAAUCAAUUCACCUAAAGGUAAGAUAUUAAUGUGGUAAUUGACGGAUAUUAAGUUCUUUUUAAAGUAUCGUUAUAUGUUUAAAUAAAUUGGCUUGGAAAUAUGGUUUUUUAAUAAAAAACGUAGUGUUUUACUUGUAUUUGAAGAUACUUAAUAACUUGAAACUGUUUAUAAAUAUCUGAUUAGAAAAACAACAAAAAAUUAAAUAAGUUCUAUCACUAUAGAAAAAUUGACUGAACUUUGGGUUAAUGGAGGAUUGAGUAAUUUUGAUUAUCUAAUGUCUUUAAACACUUUUUCUAGCAGAAGUUAUUGUGAUUUAUCCUCUUAUCCUGUAUUUCCUUGGGUUAUUGCAGAAUACACAGAUAAAAAUUUUGAUUUAACAUCUUCAGAAUUUUUUAGAGAUUUGUCUCGUCCAGUUGGUGCUUUAAAUAAACAUAGAUUACAAAAAUAUAAAUAGUCAUAUCAAGAUUAAUUGAAAAGUCAAAAAAACAAUAAUGACAUUAUUCCUUAUAUUUAUCCAACUCAUUAUUCAAGUCCUGGUACAGUUGUUUAUUAUUUAAUCAGAAAAAUACCUGAAUUUGUUAUUAAACUUUAAAAUGGUGUAUUUGGACCAACAGAUCGCAUUUUUAGAGGUAUUGAUAGCACCUGGUAUACAACAUUGAAUUUACAUGCUGAUUCUAAAGAAUUAAUUCCUGAAUUUUAUUCACUAGAUCCAGAUUUCUUGAUAAAUUGUGAUAAAUUAGAGUUGGGAAUGACUUAAGAAGGAGAAGUUAUAGAUGAUGCAAUUAUACCACCUUGGGCUACUUCUAUGACUGAUUUCUUAUUGAAAAUGAGAAUGGCUUUAGAAAGUGAUUAUGUAAGUUCUUAACUACCAAAAUGGAUUGAUUUAAUUUUUGGUUGUAAAACUAGAGGAGAUGAAGCUGUCAAAUAAGAUAAUUUAUUUUAUCCAUAUACUUAUGCUGAAAAUGUGAACUGGAAUUAAUGUAGAACAUCUAUAGAAAAAUAGGCUUUAGAAACUUAAGUAGCUGAAUUUGGUUAAGUACCAAUUUAGUUAUUUAAUUCAUGUCAUCCCAACAGAAAACUCAAAAUAUAGCCUGUUUUAAAAUAAUAAUAAUGUUUACAAUCUUCAAGUCAAAGGAAUGUAUAAUUAACAGACAUACAAUAAGAAUCUUAAAACAAAGAUUAUGUAGCAUGUUUGUAAAAUUAAGUAUCCUCACUAUAAUGGGAAAAUGAAAAGUUGAAAUUCAAUUUAGAUACAAUUAAAUAAGAGUUAUAAUUAUAAAAAAUUGAGACAUUCAAUUCAUAAUAUGAUUAGGUAUAUAUAUAAUAUUAUAUUUUUUAUAGGAAGAAAUCAAUAAAAAAGGACAGGAUUUGAUGAGUGAUGAUAGUAUAUAUCAACAAAGCAAGAUAUGA